Molecule: messenger RNA, 2279 nt
Organism: Syngnathoides biaculeatus (alligator pipefish)
Lineage: Eukaryota; Metazoa; Chordata; Actinopteri; Syngnathiformes; Syngnathidae
Product: gamma-taxilin-like
Exons: 12
Coding region: 210-1595 (461 amino acids)
Biological process (GO): regulation of cell cycle
Molecular function (GO): syntaxin binding
Source: RefSeq, a predicted model, not a curated record
UAACAGCUUCCCUCUCCGGGCCAAAGUCUGCUGGAUCCAUGUAUGGCCAGUUUGUUCUGUCACGAGGAAGCAGCGUGGCGUGGGACCCUAAUGCAGGACCCCAAGGUGAUGACAUUGUUUUCGACGGUGGUUUAAUUCCAGGCAGACGUCAUACACAGCUCGCUUGAUGACAGUCACCCCGUAUCACCAUAUUGAAACAGGUUGACCGAAUGGAGACAGCAGGAGUUUAUGAGAUUGAUGUGGCGACCAGAAGAAUUGUGGGGGGGAAUGAUUCGCCCACUCAACAGGAGAACCUUUUUCAGGAGGAGGUUCCAGUGUUUGACUUGGAAUUGUGCUGCACAGAGGAAGUGAGAGGAGAAACCCCUGGCAGAGAGGACAGCCCAAGUGACUUGAGAGAAGCAGAGCUCGACCCUGGAGCUGAACCUAAAUCUGCUGAAGAAGAUACAUUUGGAAAGGAGGUUGUGUUACUUAUGCAGGCCUUGGAUUCCUUAGCCACACCUGAAGAAAAAUUGGCUGCUUUGUGCAAAAAAUAUGCAGACCUGUUGGAAGAGAGCCGUUGCAUGCAGAAGCGUCUGAAAGCCUUGCAGAAGAAGCAGUCUCAAAUCGUUAAAGAGAAGAUCCACCUGCAGGGGGAGCACAGCAAAGCUAUCCUGGCCCGCAGCAAGUUGGAGAGCCUUUGCAGGGAGCUCCAAAGACACAACAAGACUUUGAAGGAAGAGAAUGCGCAGCGGUCCAGAGAGUAUGAAGAGCAACGCAAGGAAGCCAUGCUUCACUUUCAGAUGACGUUAAGUGAUAUUGAGGUCCAGAUGGACCAACACAGCUCUCACAACACUAAGCUGAGGCAGGAGAAUAUGGACCUUGCUGAGAAGCUGAAAAAGCUCAUUGAGCAAUAUGAGCUAAGAGAGGAGCACAUAGACAGAGUGUUCAAGCACAAAGAGCUACAACAACAGCUUAUGGACGCUAAAUUGCAGAAAAUCACUGAAAUGAUGAAGGAAGUGGAGGAGAAACAGCACCGAGAGAGAAACUUUUUGCUAAAAGAUGCCACAGAAUCAAGACGCAAGUGUGAGAUGAUGAAAGAACAAGAAGUUCAGCUCAAGCAGCAGCUUUCCCUCUACAUGGACAAGUUUGAGGAAUUUCAGAGCACUCUGGCUAAAAGCAACGAAGUCUUCACCACUUUCAGGCAAGAGAUGGAGAAGAUGACCAAGAAGAUAAAAAAGCUGGAGAAAGAAACCACACAAUGGAGAACUAAAUGGGAGGGGAACAACCAGACUUUACUGCAGAUGGCAGAGGAGAAAACCCUUCGUGACGGCCACUACAAGGCUCUCCGGGGCAAGUUGGAGCUUUUGGAGAGGCUGUGCAGAGCUCUGCAGAAGGAGAGGAAUGACCUCAAUAAUCAACUGAGUCUACUGCAGGAGCAGGGAGAUGAGCCACGAGAGUUAACAGGGGAGGAAGAUGGUGAGGACGAGAAGCUGAAGAGUAAGGGAAUCAAUAAAGCUCCCAGACCGCCUGAGAUACAGUCCACAUUGGCCGUUGAAAGCACCACUAGUUUGUUGUCAAGCCAGCCCUUAGAAACCAAACUCACGUUGCUGGACUGAGCUUGCGUGUGUGCAUUUGAUUUUUUUCUAAAAUCUACACUUACAUCUCCCGUUUUCUACAUGAACAAGAAAUCUUUUUGUCCAGUAGUUUAAGAUUAAUAAUUUGGUUUUAUGAUUGAAUUCUUCUUUAAAUCUGUGAUUUCCAUCUUUGGAGUGUUUUUUAAUAACUGGGGUUUGUGAGUACUUUUUUUUUUUUUCAAUCAGUAUUUUCAUAGGUAAUGUUCACAGAAGUCUCUGUUUUUAUGAUGUCAAUGCAAUUUUAGAUUAUUCUUAGAUGAAUUCAGAGGUGAGUAUUUCACCCUCAAAUCUGAAUGUGAUCAACUAAUUUGCCAUCUUUACUGAGCAUUGUUUAUUGAAUGUGAUUUUCAUACCUUAAUCAUAGUGUGACCAACAUUCUUUUUAGAUAUUAAAAUAUGUGUUCCAUAUGGUUGGUUCUGGCUGUUCAAAUUAUUAGUAGGGAUGAUCCAUUUCAGCAAUUAAGUCUUACUUUAUUUACUACUGUUGACAGGGAAUAUGUUUAUAAAUUGCCUCUCAGCAAACAGCCAUAUUUUAUUGGAAUUGUAGCCUUUCAUUUUUUUUCAUCCGAUCAUUUGUUUAAUUGCUUGCCCUGUCUUGACAUCCUCAUGUUUACUCCCAGCAAAUAAAAUAAGGGAUGCUUAUGUCCCUGUUUGAAUAUUUAAACUA